GUAUAUUAUAAAUGAAACCAUUUGAACCCAUCUUCUCUGAGGUAGAAUAAGUGAUCAUAACAAUUUUCUAUCCUUCUUUCUAUUUCAACCAUCCUUCCUCUCAAAAUUUCGCAGUGGCAGCCAUCUUUGAACCACCGGUGAACCAUUAUCAAACGUCAUCUGAGCCAUAGCCACACCCCUCAACGCCUCACUUAAUAUUUGCCUAUGAUAGAUACGAUUACCUACCAAAUACACACAUCAAACCACCUUUACUAUCAACACAAGAAGCAAACCCCAACCAUAUGUACCUGACUCUUUCAAAUAUCUAAAUUCAAUUCAAUCUCCAUCAGCCAACUUAUUAAUCCAUCAAAUCCAUUAAAAUGUCAGACGAGACACCAACUGCGCCCGAGGGCGAUUCCCAAAUCACCUUCAAGGUCAAAACAUCCUCUGAUGGAAAUCACACAAUCACCAUGGCAGAGGCGGCAACAGUUCUCGACCUAAAGACAAAGCUAGCUGGAGAUGAUUACGAAAAGAUUCCGGUAGAUCGCCAACGAUUAAUCUACUCCGGUCGCGUUAUGAAGAAUGAGGAGCCAUUAAGCACUUAUAAGAUCAAGCCUAACAAUACGAUACAUAUGGUUAAGAGCGCACAAAGCAACGUAGCCAAUGCUGCAGCCAAUGCCGCAACUGGCGCUGCAGCAAGUCUUCCAACUAACAUGGCUGCCGGAACUGCGAACAAUCCUCUUGCUGGUUUGACCGGUGCGCGAUAUGCAGGCCAUAUGGGUCUUCCAGGCGCUGAAAUGUUCGGCGCAGAUGGUGGUAUGGGUGCACCCCCAAGUGAAGAUGCGCUCGCUCAAAUGAUGGAUGAUCCCAAUAUUCGCCAAACGAUGAACGAAGCUCUUAACAAUCCGGAUCUUGUCAAUAUGAUGAUUCAAAAUACUCCAAUGCUUAGAGAUAUGCCCAACGCGCGCGAGAUAUUACAAUCACCUAUGUUCAGAAACAUGCUUACAGAUCCGAAUUCUAUUCGACAAGCUGCUGCGAUGAGAAGACAAAUGGGAGGUGGAGGGGCUGGCGGCUUUCCCGCGCCCGGCGUCACUGAUACCACGCCUGCUGGAGCAGCAGGAAGUACACCAGGAAGUGGUCAGCCCAGCGUACCACCUUUCAAUAUGUUUGGAAUGCCUGCUGCGGGAGGUGCUAAUAAUCCAUUCGCAUCAUUGUUCGGUGGACCGGGAGCAGCCGCAGGUCAUACUCCAGCCCAAACUCCUCCACCUCCUGCUUCUGCUGGGGGAACUCCAUCAACUGGCACAGAUGCUAAUCCACCGAAUCCCUUUGCCUCGAUGUUCGGAGGAGCGGGUGCUGGAGCUGGAGCUGGAGCUGGAGCAGCUGGUGCGGGAUUUAACCCCUUCCAAGGAAUGCCACAACCCACGCCAGAACAAUUACAACAAGCAAUGCAAAUGAUGCAAAAUGGAACAUUCGGAGAUGUGUUUGGUCCCGGUGGAUUUGGCGGUAUGGGUGGAAUGGGUGGUGCGGCCCCAAGUGCACCUGCAGCUCCAGCAGACACCAGACCGCCCGAAGAAAUCUACGCCGAUCAACUUAGGCAACUAAAUGAUAUGGGAUUCUUCGACUUUGACAGAAAUGUGGCAGCUCUAAGACGAAGUGGGGGAAGUGUUCAGGGAGCCAUUGAACAAUUGCUAAGCUAGAUUUUUUGGGUAUUUCCUUGCUUUUUAAAUGUUUCCUUGGGGGGAGGGGCAAAGUGUCAAUAUCACGGAUAAAUGAAUUGAUGGAAAUUUUUCCGGAAGAUUGAUUCACUUUUUUGCAUUUUCAUGAGGAAUUUUAUUUUCAAGAUUUACUUGUUUUGCUGAACUGGGUUGAACUAAGCUAAGCGCUUUACAUCGGGUGUUGGGGAGUCAAUUAAAUCAGUUAUGAAUAUCUGCUUUGAGACAAUGUGAUUGAUUAGAAUUAUAUGUGACUGGUGUGCGCUAUUCAGCUGUGCAGAUGAAGUAUGGAAGUAUGGAAAUAUUGAAUUGGGUUAUAAGUGGAAUAUCCUAGCAACGUGGGAGACAGUCUACGGGUUUUAUAUUUAUGGAACAAGGUUUCCAUGCUUAUUCACCUAGAUGAGGAAGAUCUUGAUUUUUUCACUUGGUACUUCUCACUUACUUCGUACGUCGGGCUUAUACAUGAAGUCCCUUUGUUAGUUCGUCGGUGAGUAGAUGUGUUUCUGUCGGAUUGGUGAGUGAUUGGAACAAUUGUUUGCGAGGAUUCUUAUGAAUCUACUCUAGAGCGUAGAUUGGUAGGAAAAGGCAUGAGAUAGGUUUGAGUGUUGUGAGUAGGUACCUAGGUAAUCAUGCUUGAAGCCCUAGGAAUUCAUUUCGGUUUUCUUUGGGCUACUUACUUUUGGUGCGCGAGUGACGUGUAAAUGUGGGCUUGUGCAGAGGUUAUGGGGUAUGGGGUAUGGUUUUGAGACAAUGUACUGGGUGGUGAUUGUAGGUGAGGGGUUUCACGAAUAUGAGAGUGUGAUUCGUUGGACCGGGGAUCUGGAAUGAGAGUUGGGAUUUUGCUUGCGGGGAAUAGGGAGUGGGAAAGUACAAGCUGAGUAUGGAGGGAUUUUGGGGAAUGACAGUGAGGUUGCUUGUAGAGUUGAGUGGUGAGAGGAUUGAGGAGGGGAGAAGAGAAGAGAAGGGGAAGGGGAAGAGGAACGGGCAGAGGAAUAGAAAUCGAGACAAUACUAGGUAAUGAGUGCUCUCUAGGGCCGAGAUUCGGAUUAUCUAAUAGCUUCAUAGAAGGGCGAGCUCAAAAACUAGAGAUUACUUGAUGAUUAUGUUCUAUGAAUAUUAUUAGGUGAUAAUGUCA
Molecule: messenger RNA, 2826 nt
Organism: Botrytis cinerea B05.10
Lineage: Eukaryota; Fungi; Ascomycota; Leotiomycetes; Helotiales; Sclerotiniaceae
Gene: Bcdsk2
Product: Bcdsk2
Exons: 2
Coding region: 360-1676 (438 amino acids)
Biological process (GO): ubiquitin-dependent protein catabolic process
Cellular component (GO): cytosol
Molecular function (GO): polyubiquitin modification-dependent protein binding
Source: RefSeq, a predicted model, not a curated record